AUGGCGAAAGAGCGCCAGAUUGCAGUCACUGUCACAGUGUCUUCGGCUUUCAAGAGUCUCCGAGUCUCUGAGUCUCUCUCCAUACAUCCAGACCGCUCUUUCUCCUGCUCUCACGGCUCCAGCGAGCUCUCGGGGUCACCCCAGCGGCGCGGCGAGAAGGGCCCCCACCCCCUCAGCUCCCCUCCCCACAUGGGCGGCAAAGCGAAGCCGACGAAGCACACGGCCAAGGAGCUCGCUCAGAAGGAGAAGGACGCCACCUGCAAUCGCGGCGGCGGCGCUGCUGGUUUCAAGGAUCGACAGGGCGGGUCGGUGGGGCACUCGAAGUACAAGUGCAACAUCUGCAUGCAGUCCGCCCCAGACCCGAAGUCCAUGCAGAUGCACUUCGAGUCGAAACAUCCGAAGGAGGAGUUCUCGCUGGAGAAGUGCACAGACGUCCAUUCAGCAGCCGGUGGCGCCACCACUCAGGGAGUUGCCGUGAGAGGUGGCAUCAAAAAGCAUCACAACUGA
Molecule: messenger RNA, 507 nt
Organism: Symbiodinium sp. CCMP2456
Lineage: Eukaryota; Dinophyceae; Suessiales; Symbiodiniaceae
Source: the annotation of a GenBank genome assembly